AUUGCUAUUCGUUUGGCAAUUCGUGCGUAUAUGCCCGGUGGUUUUGUGUUAACGUUAAGUUCCGUGUGUUUAACCAGGACAAUUUUCAAAUCCUGUGCUAAAUCCAGUGUUUAAUUUUUUAACAGAAUCAUGUCGACUAAUAAUGAAACCCAGCAGUUAGACCUUUCCUUAAAUAAGGAAACAACUUCAAAAAAACAUAAAAAAUAUUCAAGAUCAUUUCCCGAAUCUGAGGGCGAUGAAAUUGUUAUCUCCGGAAUGGCCGGGAAAUUUCCAAACUCUCAUAAUAUUGCGGAGUAUGAGCAAAAUCUCUACAAUAAGAUUGAUAUGGUGGAUGAUGAUGAGCGGCGUUGGCGACAUUUUAACCCCGAGAUCCCAAAGCGAUCAGGAAAAAUUUACAAUUUGGAAAAAUUUGAUGCAACAUUUUUUGGCGUUCAUUUUAAACAAGCUCAUACGAUGGAUCCUCAAACACGUAUUUUAAUUGAGACUGCAUAUGAGGCUGUAAUAGAUGCAGGUAUAAAUCCGAAAAGUCUACGUGGCACAAAAACCGGUGUUUACAUUGGUUCGUGUAUAUCUGAAUCGGAGAAGACGUGGUUUUAUGAAAAAGUGUCUUCAGGUGGUUUUGGUAUAACUGGAUGCAGUCGAGCUAUGAUGGCAAAUAGAAUUUCGUAUAGCUUAGGCUUAGAAGGUCCAUCUUUUUUAUUGGAUACUGCCUGUUCUAGCUCAAUGUAUGCCCUAGACAAUGCUUUCUCUGCUUUGCGUAAUGGAGAAAUAGACGCAGCUAUUAUUGGUGGAUCGAAUUUAAUAUUACACCCUUUCGUAACACUCCAGUUUGCCAGACUUGGUGUACUUGCUCCUAAUGGCUAUUGCCGACCUUUUGAUAAAAAUGCAUGUGGAUAUACGAGAUCUGAGGCUAUAAAUUGUCUAUUCCUGCAACGUAAACGUGAUGCUAAACGCAUAUAUUCGAGCGUUAUUUACUCGAAAACCAAUUGCGAUGGGUAUAAGCCAGAAGGAAUUACCUUCCCCUCUGGAAAACUUCAGGAGCAACUGAUUGCUGAAUUUUAUAAUGAAAUUGACAUUAAACCUGACGAUUUGGGUUACUUAGAAGCCCACAGUACUGGAACGGUGGUCGGAGACCCCGAAGAAUGCCGAGCAAUUGACAGCAUAUUAUGUAGUCAGCGUAAAAAGCCUCUGUUAGUUGGUUCGGUAAAAUCAAAUAUAGGCCAUUCGGAGGCGGCUUCUGGUAUUUGCUCACUGGUGAAGGCAUGUUUAGCAUUUCAAAAUGGGAAAAUUGCUCCAAACCUUAACUUCACUGAAGUAAAACCAGAAAUUACUGCUUUAUCGGAAGGCCGUCUGGUUGUGGUAAAAGAUGUCGUUGAACUAGAGAAACCAUAUAUAGGAGUAAAUUCUUUUGGUUUUGGUGGUGCAAAUGCCCACGCACUUCUGAAAGGUUUUGACAAAGAGAAAAUAAAUUGCGGGGUUCCAAACGAUGAUAUACCAAGGUUAUUAACUUGGGCCGGAAGGACUGAGGAUUCGGUCAAUUAUAUAUUCAACGCUAUAGAAAACCAACCAUUGGAUGCCGAAUUUUUUGCUUUAUUACAUAAUAUUCAGAAGGAGGAAGUUUCUGGCAUGGUGUUUCGGGGAUAUGCGGUGUUCGCGAAAAAUGGAACCGGCCAAGUGAAAACACACGGUAGGGAUGUACACCAUUUCACCGGUAUAAAACGUCCUAUAGUUUGGGUAUUUAGCGGAAUGGGUUCACAAUGGACCGAAAUGGGAGCUUCAUUGCUCCAGAUUCCUACUUUUUUGCAUUCCAUUGAGCAGAGUCACAAGACUCUUCAAUCUAAGGGACUUGACUUAAUGAACAUACUCACAUCUACGGAUCCCAGUACAUUCGAAAAUAUAAUGCACUCCUUCGUAGGAAUAGCUGCAAUUCAAAUCGGGUUGGUAGACCUCUUGCGCUCAUUAAACAUAGAGCCCAACUAUAUUAUAGGUCAUUCAGUAGGGGAGUUGGGCUGCGGCUAUGCCGAUGGAUGCUUUACUGCGGAACAAAUGAUUCUGUCUGCUUAUUAUCGUGGAAAAGUCAGUUUGGAAAUUGAGAAAAUAAAAGGAUCAAUGGCAGCUGUAGGAAUGGGUUAUAAGAAGAUUAUCAAUAUACUUCCUGAUGGCAUUGAAGUAGCUUGUCGGAACAGUGCAGAAUCUUGUACUAUUUCCGGGCCAGCUGAAGAUAUAGAAAAAUUUGUGGAGGAGUUAAAAGUUAAAAAUAUUUUUGCGAAAGAGGUACCUUGCUCAAAUAUUGCAUAUCAUUCCCGUUACAUAGCUCAUAUGGGUCCUGACUUUUUAAAAUAUUUGCAACAAAUCAUACCAGAUCCAAAACGUAGAAGUUCCAAAUGGUUGAGUACAAGUGUACCUAAAGAAGAUUGGGAGCAAUUUGGACGUAAUCUAUGCUCCGCAGAGUAUCACGCCAACAAUCUUCUGAAUAGCGUAUUAUUUGAAGAAACAUUUGAAAUGCUGCCCCAAAAUUCAAUAACUAUUGAAAUUGCGCCCCACGGAUUACUACAAGCAAUACUUAAACGAUCGAUGGCCAAUGGUAUUCAUAUUCCGCUUACACAACGCCACAAUAACAACAAUACUUUGUUUUUUCUUACGGCUUUAGGAAAAUUGUUUAGCAGUGGAGUUACGUUCCCCGUAGAAAAUUUAUAUUCGAAAAUUGAAUUCCCAGUAUCGAAGGGUACUCCUGGAAUCAGCUCAUUAAUUCGCUGGGAUCAUAGUGAAGACUGGUUUGUAACGAAAUAUGAGAACAUGAAAACUAAAUCGAGUGGAGAACGCUUAUUUAAAAUAAACUUAAGUAGCGAUAAUGAGGAAUUUAUGAGCGGUCAUGUUAUUGAUGGCAAAAUACUAAUUCCGGCUACAUGUUACCUUCAAUAUGUUUGGGAGACAUUUUCUUUGAUGUAUCAUGGUCCAAGCUACAUGGAUGUUCCGAUAGAGUUCGAGGAUGUACGAUUCAUACGUGCGACAAAUAUGACUUUGAAUGGAAGUGUAGAACUAAAUGUCAUGAUUCACUACGGAACAGGGCAAUUCGAGAUUACCGAGUCUGGAAACUUGGUAGUGACAGGGCGAAUACGUGAAAUUGAAAAUCCAGCAAUACCAAAUAUUUACGAGCCCUAUAAGGAUUCGGAAUUCCCAAUGUUAUCUAAAAAAGACUUUUACAAAGAGCUUAAGCUGCGAGGAUAUCAUUACAAUGGUGCUUUCCGCGCAGUGACACAAGCGCGUGGAGAUGGUUUAUAUGGAAAAGUAGAAUGGAAAUAUAAUUGGGUAACAUUUAUGGAUGCCAUGUUACAAAUUGAAAUUUUAGGAACUGAUUCACGUACCUUGCUUAUACCAACUAAAAUACGGAAAUUAAGGAUUAAUGGACCUCAUCAUUUUCACCUCUUGACUAAAAUGGAUCCGGAAGAGAGAGUUUUUGAUGUUUACGUUGAGCCUAAAUAUGAUCGGAUUGUUGCCGGUGGUAUUGAACUAAUUGGACUACACGCUAGCCCAGUUCAAAGACGUAAAGCUCCCGGAAUACCUGUGCUCGAGAAAUAUCAAUUUGUAUCACAUUUUCCAACACCAACUCUGGAUAUAACAGAAGCAAUUCGUAUGUGCGUCCAGUUAGCCCUUGAAAAUACCCCACUAUUAAAACUAAAAAUUGUGGAAGUAGGCGCGAAGAAUAAAGAGCCGGUGUUAUCGAAAUUUGUAGAAGCAAUUGAAGAUUUGCCAUUGGUAACAGGUGAUUUUCUGCUUUUCACAGAUCAACAAGUUGAUGAUAUAGCCGGUGUUCAUAUAGAAAACGCGAAAUUUGUCAAUCAAACCAAUUGCCAUUUUAUAAUUGCCAAUGAUCUGAGCCAUGAGGAAAACGAUACAAUAGUAACAUCAGCAUAUAAAAGUUUAGUUGAAAAAGGUUUUUUAGUUACGAGAGAAAAAAAAUUCAGGCAUACUCAUAAUUCAACAACUUUUGAAAAUUUCAAUUUAUUAGUAAAUAUCCGUUUGAGUAGUGAUGAGCAAGUGUUAUUAUUGCAAAAGGUUGGAACAAAACUGACAUUAGAGCCGUUAGUUGUGAAAAUUUCGGAAGAAGAUAAUGAAUUUGAAUGGAUUACCCAAAUUCAAACAUGCCUUUCUAACAAAACACCAGUUGUUCUUUAUUGUCUCAACGAAAAUUCAAAUGGUAUUAUUGGACUUGUGAACUGUUUACGUAAGGAGCCAGAUGGUAAUCUAAUUUCGUGCUUUUAUAUUGACGAUGAUAAUGCACCAGCCUUUGAUUUGGCAAAUACGUUUUAUAACAGCCAAUACGCCUUAGGACUUGCUAUUAAUGUAUAUUAUCAGGGUCAAUGGGGAUCUUAUAGACAUUUACAGUUGCUAUGUGAUGAGAUUCCAAAGCCAAGAUCUGAUCAUAUUUACGGAAACGUAAUGCAACGGGGUGAUUUAUCCACUUUACGCUGGUUGGAGGGGCCUUUGGACAUUGAUAAAUGCUCUGUUCGAAUUGUGUACUCAGCGCUUAACUUCAGAGACGUUAUGCUAGCAACUGGACGAUUGGCUGUUGAAUUAUACGGUAGUAGUCGUCUUGCUCAGUUAUGCGUAUUAGGCUUGGAAUUCUCUGGAAUAAAUGCAAAGACCGGUAGACGUGUCAUGAGUAUGGUAGCAAAAGCUGGUGUUGCAUCGUAUAACGAAAGGCCAUCCAAAUUUAUAUGGGAUGUUCCAGAUAACUGGACUCUCCAAGAAGCUGCUACCGUGCCAGUUGUCUACAUUACGGUUUACUACGCGUUUUUCAUGACCACCGAUAUACGAAAAGGAACGAGUAUACUUAUUCAUGCUGGAACUGGCGGAAUAGGCCUUGCAGCAAUACGGGUCGCCUUGGCAUACAAGCUUGAAGUAUUUACAACUUGCAGUUCUGAACUAAAGAAGCAAUUCUUAUUAAAAACAUUCCCCGAAUUAAAAGAAAGUCACAUUGGCAAUUCUCGAGAUACAUCCUUUGAAACUAUGAUACAGCAUGAAACCAAUGGCAAGGGAGUUGAUUUUGUACUAAACUCUCUGGCUGAAGAUAAAUUAUUGGCAUCAGUGCGCUGCUUGGGAUACGGUGGACAUUUCUUAGAAAUUGGAAAAUUCGAUAUGUCAAAUGACACCAAACUUGGGAUGAGCUGCUUCCUAAAAGAGAUAACGUUCCAUGCUGUUCUGGCCGACAGAUUAGAAUUUGCUUCAGAUGAGGAUAUUAAAUAUUUGAAACAUAUGGUGGAUGUCGAUAUUGAAAAAGGAAUUAUUCAACCCCUUCCAUGUACGAUUUUCCCUGCACAUGAAAUUGAACAAGCGUUUAGGCAUCUCAUAGGAGGAAAACAUAUUGGAAAGGUUUUAAUUCAAGUCCGGGAGGGUUCCGAAUCGAAACUAACGUUGCCAGUCAAAGUCUUAAAUCAGAUUUACUUUAAACCGGAUGUUAGCUAUAUAAUACCGGGUGGUUUAGGUGGUUUUGGCUUGGAGUUGGCUGAUUGGAUGGUAAUACGAGGGGCACGUAAAUUGAUUAUGAGCUCGAGUCGUGGCAUAUCGAAAGACUAUCAAGCUUACAGAAUAGCAUUAUGGGAGAGUUACGGUUGUAAAGUUAUUGUUAGUACUUUUGAUAUUAGCACGAUUGAGGGCUGUAUAGCUCUCCUUAGCCUUGCUGAAAAUGUAGGACCUGUUGGUGGAAUUUUCAAUUUAGCUGUAGUUUUGAGAGACGGAAUAUUUACAAAUCAAGCCAAGGAAAAGUUUUUAGAAAGCUUUGCUCCAAAAGCAAUUGCAACAAAAAAUUUGGACCAACUAUCUAGAUUACAUUGUCCGAAUCUGGAAUAUUUCGUUGUAUUUUCAAGUGUUUCAUGUGGUCGUGGCAACGCUGGACAAUCUAAUUAUGGCAUGGCUAAUUCUAUUAUGGAACGUAUAGUUGAAAAACGUGUUAAAGAUGGUUAUCCCGGAAAAGCAAUACAAUGGGGUGCGGUUGGUGAAGUUGGUUUAGUGGCAGAUAUGGCUGAAGAUAAAAUCGAUAUGGAAAUUGGUGGAACACUACAGCAACGAAUUUCAUCUUGUUUGUAUGAGUUGGAUACAUUGUUAUCUACCUCAGAGCCAAUAGUUUCUAGUAUGGUAGUAGCUGAAAAACGCUCCGGACGCUUAGGUAAUGAAAGCAUUCUUGAUACAAUCAUGAAUAUUAUGGGCAUACGAGAUUUGAAAUCUAUUUCAUUGGGAACCACACUUUCGGAAAUGGGAAUGGAUUCCCUCAUGGCUGUCGAAAUAAAACAAACUUUGGAGAGAGAUUUCGAUCUCAUAUUAACACCACAAGAUUUACGUUCCCUUACAUUCCAAAAACUGCAAGAAUAUGCAGAUGCCCGCGACACAGAGAGUACGAACGCUGUUAAAAUGAUAUUUGCUUCAGAUAGUAAUCUUUUAGGAAUGGAAAUCUUAUUAAGAAAUUUGGGCGACGAAACACGUUGUAAUGAAGUUAUGAUACCCCUUAAGACAGCGGCAGAUGCUACUAAACAGUCUAUGCCGCCAAACAUUAUAAUACCGGGUUUAGAGGGUACAGCAGGUCAAGCUUGGUAUAAUAUGGGCUCAUAUAUAAAGAAUAAUACGAAUGUUUUACAACUCCACAAAUUUAGUGAAUGUACAACAGUUAAGGAAGUUGCCGAAGCAUGUUUUGAAGACGUGAAAGCAGAACUAAAAUCUACAGAACCGUUUUAUAUCAUCGGAUAUUCAUAUGGUUCAUUUAUUGCACUAAAAUUAGCUGAAAUGCUAGAAAAGGCUGGUUAUCGAGGACAACUUUUACUCAUCGACGGAUCGCCACAUUUCCUAAAAAAAUUAACCCUAGCACAUCUUGGGGACGAUUUCAGUGAUAAUGAUUUAUAUAAUUUACUCCUUUCAAGUAUUGUGAAACAAAUAUUUCCGGAAGAAAUCCAAGAAUUAGUGGCUUUAGAAUUUAGUAAACGGGAAGAACUAACAAAUAAGAUGCUUAAAUUUAUGGAAUAUGUAAACAAGCAAAAUUUAUAUAGCGAAGAAUACGCCAAAAGUAUGGUGCAUGCAAUGUUUCGACGUAUACGAAUGGCGGCAAACUAUGACUUAGAUACUAGUGAUAUACUUACAACACCCAUAGUUUUAAUACGGCCGGCAGAGGUAUCUUUACAAGACAUAGAAGAGGAUUAUUGUUUGUCAAAAAUUACUACAGGAAAAGUGGUUUUAAAAGUGAUUGAAGGAAACCAUACGUCAAUGUUGGAUAAUCCAAUGCUUCCGCAAAUAAUUAAUGAAAUGGAUCCUUCGGUUCAAGAAGAUAAAAAUUUUGAAGAAUACAUACGGGAUGUUAAACCAAUUACCCCUGUGCUAUAAAAUAAUUCCAGAUUUAUUAUGUUAUUGCAUAUAUAUAUAAUAAGUUGUAGAUUUUUUGCUCAUAAUACAUAGAUAAAAUGCCCUUUACAAUAAAACUACGUAUACAUACAAA
This is a messenger RNA of Bactrocera oleae (olive fruit fly), 7480 nucleotides long. It is a transcript of the gene FASN3, whose product is annotated as Fatty acid synthase 3. The record is from RefSeq and is a predicted model, not a curated record. Lineage: Eukaryota; Metazoa; Arthropoda; Insecta; Diptera; Tephritidae. Gene Ontology annotation, molecular function: fatty acid synthase activity; oxidoreductase activity; 3-oxoacyl-[acyl-carrier-protein] synthase activity. Gene Ontology annotation, biological process: fatty acid biosynthetic process.